CUAUCCUGACUUAAGCUUUCUUGUUCCACCUACUGGGCUGCUCCUGAGUUAUGUAAUCUAAUACUAGCAUGUCUGCCUCUUAAGGUGUGCAGCAUUACUCUGGGCUCCAGCCAUCCGACACAACACCUGAAAACACCCGGCUCAACAGAAAUCUUUUUUUUUCUUUGCACAUUUUCUUAUCAGGGUAGUGCAUUUGCCAGACUCUUCAUUUUUAUUACUGACCUGACAAGAUUUUUCCAAUACAUUGGACAUAGCUACAACAGGAAUGACAAAUCCCUGUAUACUUACAAAGCAACGGCUCCAAGGCUUUCAGACAUGGAGACUUCCAUGCAUGCAGCAUUUUUCAGUCAGUGUCUUAUGACAACAUCUGAUCUUUUUACUUAUUAUUUAUUUAAUGUUUGCAGUCUUAGCACAGUGGUAGGGCCAAAUUAAACAAAAAAAACAGAAAGCUCUAGCAAUGUUUUGGGAGCAAUAACCUCUUUCUUUAAAAGUUUUAACUCUGUGUCCAGUGUUUUAAUGAAGAAGACAAUGAAGAUUUUUGAUUGUGUCAAGCAUAAGGAUAUUCCUGCGGCCACCUGGAAAUGGCAUAUUCAGGACCCAGCAAGUCAGCGGCUAACUUGGAACAAGACUCCCAAAAGCGUUUUGGUGAUAAAGAAAGUCAGAGAUGACAGCCUGCUGAAGCCCUUUAAAGAGCUUUGUGUUUUUCUCACAGAGGAGAAAAACAUGAUUGUUUACGUGGAAAAAAAAGUCCUUGAAGAUCCCGCUAUUGCGAACGAUGAAAACUUUGGACCAGUGAAAAAGAAAUUUUGCACAUUUAGAGAAGAUUACGAUGACAUAUCCAAUCAAAUUGACUUUAUUAUUUGCCUUGGAGGGGAUGGGACUUUACUCUAUGCAUCAUCACUCUUUCAGGAUAGUGUUCCUCCGGUGAUGGCAUUUCAUUUGGGAUCACUGGGUUUCCUCACCCCCUUUAACUUUGAUAACUUCCAAACUCAAGUCACUCAGGUUAUAGAAGGUAACGCCGCUCUUGUACUACGCAGCAGGUUAAAAGUAAAAGUAUCCAAAGAGCACAAAGAGAAGAAAACUGCGGUACAGAAUGGAGUGGAGGAAAAUGGCCUCAUGGUCAAAUCUGAAAAGGAACCAAUAAAGCAAACAAAAUAUCAGGUCCUCAAUGAAGUAGUAAUAGACAGAGGUCCUUCUUCCUAUCUCUCCAAUGUAGAUGUCUUUCUAGACGGGCACCUUAUCACUAAAGUGCAAGGGGAUGGGGUCAUUGUGUCUACACCUACUGGCAGUACUGCAUAUGCAGCUGCAGCUGGAGCCUCCAUGAUCCACCCCAAUGUCCCAGCAAUUAUGAUCACCCCCAUCUGCCCACACUCCCUCUCCUUCCGACCAAUUGUGGUCCCUGCUGGAGUUGAGCUCAAGAUUAUGCUGUCCCCUGAUGCACGGAACACUGCUUGGGUAUCAUUCGAUGGGAGGAAAAGACAAGAAAUCUGCCAUGGAGACAGUAUUAGCAUCACUACCUCAUGUUACCCUCUCCCUUCCAUCUGUUUUCGGGACCCAGUGAACGACUGGUUUGACAGCUUGGCUGAGUGCUUACAUUGGAACGUGCGGAAAAAGCAAAACUAUUUUACAGAAGACGAGGAAGAAGAGGAUGACUUCUAAGGAUUUCCAUGCGUUGGAGCCUUCAGUGAACAUGCAGUAUCUACUCCCGUUUACAGCAGCCGCUCCACGUAACUGUGCUCCACUCACGGACAAUAGACCAAAACAGACUGAAGCCCUUAUGGGAAAUACCAGCUGCAAAGUACUGGUCUUACUUCUAACCAGCUUCCUUGAUUUCUCAAACUAGUGAUAUCUUAAAGAUUUUAAAACAGAAAUUUAUAAUUAUUUCGUAUAAAAAUCAAAUUUAAAAUAUUUACCGACUUGCCGCCAGCAGUGCUUACAUGAAGUUAAGCAGUUUUUCACUGGUGGCAAAAACGGUUUUCUAGCGUUGUUUACAUUUUAUAAAUCUAUGUCCCAUACCUGAUAACUCUUAAGGGUAGGGACACACGGGACGAUUU
Messenger RNA from Xenopus laevis (African clawed frog), 2054 nucleotides. It is a transcript of the gene nadk.S, whose product is annotated as NAD kinase S homeolog. The transcript is spliced from 10 exons. The record is from RefSeq and is a predicted model, not a curated record. The coding region runs from base 517 to 1659 and encodes 380 amino acids. NCBI's taxonomy places the organism in Eukaryota, Metazoa, Chordata, Amphibia, Anura, Pipidae.